AUGGUUGGGGCACUGUUUAUCCUCCUCGAGUGUUCCCAUAUGUCGCUAGCGGAACCUGCCCAGGCUGCUGCCCCAGCUGUCGGCGGCGACUCGGACCUCCAUCAGGGCCAGCAAGACAAGGACAGGGACCACAAGGACUCGACACCCACACCGGACCGCAACGCCACCGCCACUACUCUUCCUCUGUCCACCACACCCUCGCCUUCUUCCACCAACGUCUCUGUCUCUGUCGCUGCUGCCACCUCAGCUCUCUCCUCCUCUAUUAUCUCCACGGACUCGACCAGCAUAGCCCGCCAACAGCAACAAGAAAACAACAACAACAACGACAUCAAAGACACAGAGAGAGACAACAACAGCGACAGCGACGUCUCAACUGCCGUAUCUGCGCCUUCCCCGGCUGACUCGAAGAGGACAUCGAUUGACAGCACUCAGUCAACAGCAACGACAACGUCCACGUCAACAGCAGCAACAACAGCAAUAUCAGCAACAUCAAAAACCUCUCCUACCCUCUCUUUUUCAUAUUCUUCACAGCCAGCAGCAUCUGCAUCUACAUCAUCAGCAUCUCCCACAUUAAACUCCUCUCCUACCACAUCAACAACAGCAACAGCAGAAGCAACGAUAGAGCCGCCAACAAAACAAACCAAAGAGUCAGACACACUCCCAGCAUCCGCAACGGCAACAUCGUCAAAGGCUUCGUUGUCUCCUUCGACUCCCAAGGUCACCAUUGACAAAGGUCACCCGAUCCCGACCUCCAACGCGUUGUCGUCGGUGUUGCGAUCUAGACUCUCGACAAGCGCACCGCUAUCGUCACUUUCCUCCGUCACACCAACGACAAUCAUCUCCCCGAAACCCCACCCCUCCUAUGCUACCCCCACCACAUCCGUCACAUCAUCCUCGGGUACCUCGACCGGCUAUUCAAAUGCCUACCCCACACCCGCCUCCAACCACGCCGACGUCCGGAUUCCCAGCCCUACACUUCAAAGUCGACUGCAUACAUCUCCAACCAACUCCCGCCCGUCGUCUAUGGCCAUCGACCAAGACAACAUUGACUACGAUGACGAUUAUGAACUGGAGGAAGGAGAGGAAUAUGAGAUGGCCGAAGAAGGGGACGAAGAGGAGGGAGGCCUGGAGGAAGACGAAACAGAGUCGAUGCGCUUUGAUGCACAAGAUGUCGAAAUGGCAGAUACUUCGUCCUCUCAACUGAACAAAGAUCCCGUUGCAUCAUCAACCGCCUCGUCCAACCCGAGCGAUAGCCGCCAAUCUGUGUUGCCCAAGUCGUCCUCGACCACUGUGCACCGAGAGGGUCGUCCCUCGAUCACGAUCGGGAUCCCUGGUCCCAAGAUGCCCAUCCCUCGACUUGUCUCGCACCACCCCGAUCCCAAGAAAGAGAAAGCGCCUGUUUCAUCAACAAGUUGCUCCAACUGUGGCACAACCACAACCCCCCUCUGGCGACGAGCGGAUGAUGGACAAACCAUCUGUAAUGCCUGUGGUACGUAA
Messenger RNA from Linnemannia hyalina, 1497 nucleotides. The record is from the annotation of a GenBank genome assembly. Lineage: Eukaryota; Fungi; Mortierellomycota; Mortierellomycetes; Mortierellales; Mortierellaceae.